Molecule: messenger RNA, 595 nt
Organism: Radiomyces spectabilis
Lineage: Eukaryota; Fungi; Mucoromycota; Mucoromycetes; Mucorales; Radiomycetaceae
Exons: 2
Coding region: 126-518 (130 amino acids)
Source: RefSeq, a predicted model, not a curated record
GAAGGCUCUCCCUUCCUGGACUAUAUAAAGCCGGUGUGGGAUGCUGCGUUUUGCCGACUUUGCCAAAGUCUAAAAGACUCAAAAAAGGACCUCUUUAUUUCUUUCCUUAACCCAUAUACUUUAUCAUGAGCGACCUCAACUGGUGCACCUAUUGUGACAAUGCCAUUAGUUCCUUUUCGAAUUCACUCUACUGCAGUGAACAGUGCCUCAAAGCCGAUGCGCUAAAUCACCAUCCUCUUCUCGGUUACGACUAUGCCGAAUUCAAAAACUUUCCUCGUUCAUCUCCUAUUGUGUCAUCCACAACAUCAUCGUCCUGUUCCUCAUCUCAGUCAAGUUCACCGCCCCUGUCUCCUAUUCCAAACUACUCAUUCUCACUCAGCAGUACAUCCUCGUCCUCAUCGCCUUCCCUACUCGAACUAGAAGCUGCAUGGUCUAUGAACAAACUACGAAAAUCAUCCAUCACGUCAUCUUCUACAUUGCUUGCAUCCCCAGUCGACCGUAGUAGUAUCUUUUUUUGAUCUGUAAUUUCCAUUUAUUCCCCUUUUUUCAAAUACCCAUCAUGUAAAUAUCCUCUUCCAAAAAAAAGUCUCCUCAU